CUGAUUUUGGAUGGCAUUUUUUUUUUCACGAGGGCAGGCUGCCAACAUUGCCCGUCAGUGUAUAUUACCAAUGUUAACUCCUGUCAGAUCCUGAUAAAAAAAGCCUGAUAGUUAAAGUUGCACAGUAGAGGGAUAAAUGAUCGCCUGAAUGACUCGUCCUGUUCUGUUUCUAAAGUGUAGGGCAGGAGACAGCUCUUGUCAAUGGCCGAAGUGAAUCUGGACGCCCCGCUCUCCUUCCCCUUUCCAGCUGAAAAACCAAGGAACCCAACCGCGCCGCCUGAACCGCUCUUGAGUCAAACGCUCCCUCCUCCAGGGUUAUCGGCCGCACUUCCUCCCCUGACAGCCCUCUGACUUUUUCAAAAUGAGGCGUCCAACUCGGCGAUUUGCAUACACAGAUCUACUUCCUGGUGCGGAAGUUGUUCAGCAACUUACCUGUCAGAGCAAGGGAGAAGAGAGAAGCCGGAAAACUCCGGGAGGGGACAAUCUGGGGAGAAGAGGUGGACAGACGAGACCAGGCGGCCAGGUGGUCUGCCCUGCCUUGCCGAUCCCCUUUGGGGGGGGUGUCUAAGUUCAUUACUGAAUUUUUCCCUUUAUGCAACUGAAGAGUGAGCAAGGUUUGAAGAAAUACUUCAAGUCAGCUCUACUGGAACUCAUUGUUAUUCUUCCAAACUUGGCAAGAAAAUUAACCAUGAAGAACAUGUGCUUCCUCAAAUGAAAUGCAUUGAUUUUUGGACCAGAGAGCUUCACAGCUACCACUUGCACUUGGUACCUAUUUCCAUAGAUUUCCUUCAAAAUAUUGAAAUGACAUCCUUACAAGGUGCUACAAUGGGUCGAAGUAUGCCAGUUGAAGUUGAUGAAACUAUCGACUGGUCUCCAUUUCCAGAACAUUUACUGAAAGAGGCAUUGAACCCUUCUGCAGAAAUCAUAAAUAACUCAAUGCCUAUGGGAUCUUAUCCAUCUCAAACAUCUCAUCUGAUGAAUGGGCAACUAGGAUUCUAUAAGCACCUUGAUCGUGUCAAUUAUAAUAACGGCAUAGUAGAAACUGAUGGCCACAGUCUUCCACAAGACAUCUAUGAUUCUAGAAGUGGGCGGUUUCCUGGCCCAUCCAGCAACUCCUCAGAUCAUUCAGAAUGUAAUCAUUUGCCUCAACACAAAACAAACCAGUUCUUGAGAUCUCAACCAUCCGCUGAUUCUCCUGACGUCGGGCACAGUUCUAGUAAUUUGCAAAGAAGUUCAUCUGAAAUAUCCCAGCAUUCACUUGGUGAAAGUCAGGAAAAGGCAAAGCCAAACUGGCAGCACGAUAAUAGGGUGCCAGUAGACCUAAGGACAGAAGAUGCAGGAUAUGAUUCUCAGCCUCAGGAUCCUCUGGGCAUUGGACAAGCUGAGCUUCUCUUGUCCUUUACUUCUGCUUUGAACCUACACGACCUUCCAAAGCCUCUGAUGUCCAGGGAAUAUCCACAGAUGGACUCUCAGUCAUACCCUUUAUUUCCACAGAUUCCCCAUCUUUAUAUUUCACCAGAAGCUCAGUGGCGUCCAAGAUACUACAAUCAUAAUAUGUACCGCCAGAAUCCCUAUGGGCAAGCCCCCUAUCAACAUUUAGCACGUUCACCUCAAGUGCAGCUUCCUCUUCCUGGCCCUUGUGCAAGAAUCAUCCGCCCUGCUCAGCAAAUAAUCCCGCAUUAUUCUAGUCCAUAUGGACCCAAGUGUAAUGAAGGAAGGCUGCCUGAGGGGGAAAGCUCUUCCGAAGGACUUCAGAGAUUUCAUGACCAGUGUCAGAAGCAGAUGCUUGAUAAUAACACAUCAUUCAAAAUAUACGGUGCCCAUGAGGGCAUAGAGAGAGUUCCUUUUGAUUCCAUGGCUCAGUCUGGCAGCAUGUCCACCCCUGGGGCUAUCCCAAGACCCCUGAAUAAUUCUGCAGCCAGAGGGACACUGAGGACCAGCAACUUGCCUGAAGAGCUACGUAAAGUCUUUAUAACCUAUUCUGUGGAUGCAGCUGUGGAGGUCAUGAAAUUUGUGAAUUUUUUAUUUGUAAAUGGAUUUCAGACUGCGAUUGACAUAUUUGAAGACACUAUUCGAGGAAUUGAUAUUAUCAAGUGGAUGGAACGUUAUCUAAGUGAUAAGACAGUAAUGAUAAUCAUAGCAAUCAGUCCAAAAUACAAACAGGAUGUUGAAGGGGCUGGAUCUCAGCUGGACAAGGAUGAGCAUGGUUUACAUACUAAGUACAUCCACAGGAUGAUGCAAAUUGAAUUUAUACAGCAAGGAAGCAUGAACUUUAGAUUCAUUCCUGUCCUCUUUCCCAAUGCAAAAAAGGAACAUGUACCUAUCUGGCUUCAGAAUACUCACAUCUACCAUUGGCCUCGGAAUAAAAAGAACAUUCUGUUGCGGUUGCUGAGAGAAGAAGAGUAUAUCGCGCCUCCAAUAGGACCUCUGCCCACGCUCCAGGUUGUUCCAUUAGGAGCACACAUCUGAAGCACACAUGGACUAAAUGUUGUAUGAUUCUCUUGGCUGAUGGCCAGGAUUUUCCUGGCUACUCUUCUGGAUGAUGAACGGUAUGAUGAACGGACUCUCCCCUUUCCACCACAAAUAGAAUUUGUCUUGGGGUGCAGCAAGCCAAUGUGUUUUCUUCCCUUCUGAAUGUUACUUUCUGAUGCUGAUCAGGCACAUUGCUACAUUUCAACAAACUGCAAAUGGAAAAAUGUAUUUCAUGAUGGUUGCUUUUCUUCUGUCUUGAGCAACAUUCCAAGUCUGCGGCAAAGCAAACAAACACUAGAAUGAGGCUGAAUAUGCAAAAAAAAAAAAAAAAAAAAGGAUACUCCUGUUGGCUCACAGCACCUUUUGUUGUCAGACAGAUGAACAUAUAUUGUAAAACAAUAUUGCAAAGCUGUUUCAUGUACACGAUAAAGGAGUUACUUUUCACAUGGACUGCCAUUUUCAUGGUAAGAAAAACA
Molecule: messenger RNA, 2948 nt
Organism: Crotalus tigris (Tiger rattlesnake)
Lineage: Eukaryota; Metazoa; Chordata; Lepidosauria; Squamata; Viperidae
Gene: TRAF3IP2
Product: TRAF3 interacting protein 2
Exons: 11
Coding region: 712-2469 (585 amino acids)
Biological process (GO): positive regulation of canonical NF-kappaB signal transduction; humoral immune response
Source: RefSeq, a predicted model, not a curated record